This is a messenger RNA of Conger conger (European conger), 3337 nucleotides long. It is a transcript of the gene jakmip2, whose product is annotated as janus kinase and microtubule interacting protein 2. NCBI's taxonomy places the organism in Eukaryota, Metazoa, Chordata, Actinopteri, Anguilliformes, Congridae. The coding region runs from base 261 to 2726 and encodes 821 amino acids. The transcript has 22 exons. The record is from RefSeq and is a predicted model, not a curated record. Gene Ontology annotation, molecular function: kinase binding; microtubule binding.
AUGGAGGGCGGGGUUUUACAGCAUCAUCGUUUCAGUGCAUUGUACCGCUGCUGAUGUUGGGGAUCGGAAAAAAGACAAGCCAUGGAUACGGAUCCGAGGUAUUUAGGCCCUAUAGCAUCGCGGAGAUUAAUUACACGGUCCUCUGAAUGCUAGGAUAAUGGGGAAGAGGAAGCACUGGAAUCCUUGGAGGUCCUUAGUUCAUUUCUUUGAGGUGGUGGACAUUUCCGAAUGAAAGUAUUUGAUCCGUAGUAUUCGAUCCAAUGGCGAAGAAAGGACGUUCAAAGGGCGAGAAACCCGAAGUGGUGAUAUCCGCCCUACAAGCAGCCAAUGAAGAUCUCAGGUCCAAACUGACUGACAUUCAAAUAGAACUGCAUCAGGAGAAAUGCAAGGUGAGCAAGCUGGAGCGCGAGAAGGUCCAGGAGACCAAGCGGGUCCGGGAGCAGGAGCAGCACCGGCACACGGCCACACUGACGGACCUGCGGGCCAAGUGGCACGAGGAGAAGCAGAAGGAGCUCCAGGCGCUGAGGGAGGCUCUGGUGCGCCAGCACGAGCAGGAGCUGGCCCGGAACGCCAAGAUCAAGGACGGGGAGAACCAGAAGCUGAAGGCGGCGCUCAGCGCCCUGCGGGACGGCAGCGGGGAGAAGGUCCGCACCGCCCUCACGCUGGAGGCCAGGGAGGAGGCACGCCGCUUCUUCGACUCGGAGCGCGUCAAGCUGGUGCAGGAGAUCAACGAGCUCAAGUCCACCAAGAAGCAGACGGACGAGGCGCUCAGCAACAUGAUCCAGGCCGACAAGAUGAAGGCCGGAGACCUGCGCACUGAGCACCAGAUCCACCAGGAGCAGAUCUCCAAGAUCAAGUGGGACUGCGAGCGCGACAUCCGCCGACUGGUGGACGAGAUCAAGGCGAAGGACCGCACCAUCUUCUCCCUGGAGAGGGAGCUGGAGACGGCGGCGGGCUUCCUGCAGAAGCUGCAGCUGCAGAAGGACGCUCUGGACGAGCAGCUCUUCCUGGUGAAGGAGGCCGAGUGCAACCUGGGCAGCCCCAAGAGGGAGAUCCCCGGCAGGGCAGGGGACGGAGCGGAGCACUGCGGCAGCCCGGACAUGCGCCGGAACCAGAGACGCAUCGGGGAACUGAACUCGACCAUCCGCAAGCUGGAGGACCGCAACUCACUGCUGGUGGAUGAGAGGAACGAGCUGCUGAAGCGCGUGCGGGAGUCUGAGAAACAGUACAAGCCCCUGCUGGAGAAGAACAAGCUCCUGAGCCGACGGAACGAUGAACUCACCCAGUCCCUGCAGCGGCAGGAGGAGAAGCUGAAGGUCCUCACCAGGGAGAACCUGGAGAUGAAAGAGAAGAUCAGCUCUCACCCUCCCCUGAAGAAGCUGAGGUCUCUGAACGACCUGGACCAAGCCCACGACGAGCAGGAGAUCGAGUUCCUGAAGCUGCAGGUCCUGGAGCAGCAGAACAUGAUCGACGAGCUGACAAGAGAUAGAGAAAAACUUCUACGCAGGAAGAGACAUAAACGAAGUUCGAGGCCCAUUAAGCGGCACAUCGUGGUGGACACGUUCUUCGGGUACGACGAGGAGUCCAUGGACUCAGAGUCCUCCUCGGUGGCGUCCUUCCGGAUGGACCGCACCCCGGCGACUCCGGACGAGGACCUGGACGAGGGGCUGGCAGCGGAGGAGUCAGAGCUGCGUUUUCGGCAGCUGACCAGAGAGUACCAGGCCCUGCAGCGAGCCUACGCCCUCCUCCAGGAGCAGAAGGGGGGUAUCCUGGAUGCGGAGAUGGAGGCAAAGGCCCAAGAGCAGAUCCAGGCAGACAUUCUCAGGUACAAGGCCAAAAUCGAGGACCUGGAGAAGGAGCUUACACUGAAAGGACAGGACUCUAAGUGGGUGGAGGAGAAACAGCUGUUCAUUCGACGAAACCAGGAACUUCUAGAGAAGAUUGAAAAGCUGGAAGCGGAUCUUAGCCGCCUACAGCAGGAGUUACAGGACUCCAAAGACCAGAGUGAACUGCUCGAGUUCAGAAUCCUGGAAUUAGAGGAGCGAGAGCGAAGAUCACCCCCGUUUAACCUCCAGAUUCACCCGUUCUCAGAAGGGGUCAGCGCCCUCCAAAUUUACUGCAUGAAGGAGGGAGUGAAGGACGUGUGCAUACCCGACCUCAUCAAACUGCUAGACAUCCUCGGAGACAAUGGGAACUUACGAAAUGAAGAGCAAGUGGCCAUCAUACAAGCCAGCACUGUUCUCUCACUGGCAGAAAAGUGGAUCCAGCAGAUCGAGGGCACGGAGGCGGCACUGCAUCAAAAGAUGAUGGACCUGGAGCUGGAGAUGGAAAUGUUCUGCAAGCAGAAAGGCUAUCUGGAAGAGGAACUGGACUACAGAAAGCAGGCCCUGGACCAAGCCUAUAUGCAAAUCCAGGAGCUGGAGGCGACGCUGUACAACUCGAUGCAGCAGGAGACAGUCAUCAAGUACGGAGAGCCGCUGAGCGACAAGCAGAAGGACGAGCUGCGCAUGGCCGUGGAGAAGCUGCGCAGACAGAUGCUGCGCAAGAGCCGCGAGUACGACUGCCAGGUGCUGCAGGAGAGGAUGGAGCUGCUCCACCAGGCCCACCAGCGUAUCCGGGAUCUGGAGGACAAAACGGACAUUCAAAAGAGACAAAUCAAAGACCUGGAGGAGAAGUUUUUGUUUCUGUUCUUGUUCUUCUCACUUGCUUUUAUUCUUUGGCCUUGAAGCCCAUGGCAUCUGCUGCAGAGGCAGCGUGGCCGCGGUGGGGGCCUGGUACUCCACUGCAGACUCUUCCCGUCUUGUGAUGAAGCCAGCCUGGUUUGCAGCUCUCGUGUGUUUGUAGCAGCAGGGUCGCUCUUGACUGGAUUUGUAGUGAAAGUGGACGGGCGGUGGGAGGUUUGACUCGUUUCCAGGGAGACCCCCUCUGUUCUGCCGUACGCUGCACCGGCCGUACCACGAGAACCCUUUUUCAUUCGGUGGAACCCUUCAGCCAGACCCAUCUCAGACAUGAAGAAACCAAAGCUGGGAAAACCUUAUCUCUGCCAUGCAGGGGAGCACCACCUGGACAUGCAUCUCCACACAGGAAUACCGGAAUACAGGAAAACGGGAAGGAUAAAACCGGGAAGGGAAAUGCCUCUCGCCUCCACUUUUAACUCAUCGCCUGACUGUAGAUGUCCUUUAUACUGUAUACCUCUAUUUGUCUCUCUGUCUUUCUUGGAUUCUCUUUUUCUCUCUUGUUUUCUCAUUCUCUCUCUAACACACACACUCACACGCACACAUGCUCACGUACACAUUCAGAGCACACACACGUACACAGACACACAUACACACGCACA